AAAUGGCUGUCGUUUAGGUUACGCGUUCUCGUUUUAUUUUUGUUUUAUUUGCAAAAUUUUAAAAACUGUUGACUGAAAACUGAGAAAAACAUGGGUCGGUCGCCCAGCCCGCCGCGGCGGAGGGAUGACAGAGAGCGGCAUCGGGACCGCAGGGACCGGGAUAGGGACCGCGAGCGGCGGAGACCGCGCACCCGCUCCAGGUCCCGGUCUCUCGACCGUCGGCGGCGCUCCCCUGACCGCAGGCGGUCACCUUCCCCGUCCCGCCGAAGAAGAUCGCGCUCAUCCUCCCCCGGACCUUCCACCUCCUUCGCGCCAAAGCCCAAGAAAACCUUCGGAGAGCGCCCCAUCAUAACCCCAGCAGAUUUGGAGGGAAAGUCACCCGAAGAGCAAGAGAUGCUCAAAGUUAUGGGGUUCUGCGGCUUCGACACCACUAAAGGUAAGAAAGUUGACGAUAAUGUUGAGGGUGAGGUGCACGUGGUCCUGAAGCGGAAGUACAGACAGUACAUGAACAGGAAGGGCGGGUUCAACAGGCCUCUCGACUUCGUAGCAUAGGCGACUGUGACGGAUUUUUGCUACCUGUGGCAGUUUUUCAGUCAAGCAUUCUCGAGAACCGUAUUAAGACCUACAGGGUCGUGUUUUAGUUAAGUGCAUCACUUAACAUGUGAUAUCAUUGUUAGAGCUUGUUUUUUUGAACGCUGAACUUAGAGGAGAGAUUGGUUGCCCUUUGGCAGACCCUGUAUUCAGAACGGCAAAACUUGUAUAUAAACACUGCACUGUGUCUCUUAGGGAUAACAAUCCCUUACCGACAUGGUGUAGUGCUGUAGUAGUGAUCUUUUGAAGAGUGAUGGUUUGAUCAGUAAACGCUGUAAACUAUGAGCCUGGCAUAACCACCAAGAGGGGGCUCAAGCCUCGAUAAAAAAAAAAAAUUCAGCCUUAAAAGUGUUGGAAUUAUAGCGUUAGUACUUUGCCAUCAAUAUUUUAAAAGUAAAACUUGGCCAUUUUGAAAAGUAAAAAAGGUGCUGUCGGCCAUUGCUGUUUGUAAAAUUCUUUAAUUCCAUUUCAAGUUUGGAACAAAAUGUAUUUGUUAAGGAUGGAGGCUUUACUAGUAAUUACUCCAGUUGAAUAUCUUUUUUGUUACCAAAAGAAAGUGUAAAAAACAAGCUCUAACAAUAUUUUUUUUACUUAGGAGUAAGUGUUAUUGUUUUUUACAUACAAAAUGGCUGUGGCAUACAUACAUUUACAUUACACACACAUACACAUUACGCACAUAAUAGUAAUUCAAACAUACAUUCUCCUUUUUGUAAAUACAAAAGUUAGGUUAUUUUCUACAUAUGAGGAGAACACAAUCCAAAAACAGUGACAAUUGAAUUUUUUUUUUCACAGAAUUUUGUACAUUCAAAAAUCGUAUGUGUGAUACAGCCAUAACAUUUUUGCCACAAGACUGAUGAAUAACUUGUUUAACAUUUUUGCUUUACAAUAUCCAAAAUAUUUCUAUACAUUAUGUUAUGAUAGAUCUGUUAACCUCCAAAACCUCACAAAAUACAAGUAUUUAUUGUACCUACAAUAUACCAUAAACCAUACAAUUCAAGAAAAACGCUUUGGUGCCUUUAUAUUGGCAGAAUUAUCGUUUCUAAAAUGUGCAGUUAUAUAAAUUACAAUGAAAAACCGAGCCAAAAUCAACUAUUUAUGGAAUACAUAAAUGACAAGUCACUGUAGUGCUGUGUGCCACUGGUUUGCUUUCCAAAUGGGCAGUGCCAGUUUGGACCCCAGUACUGGACUUGCAGCAAUAAGUUAUUCAUCUUAAGUGCAAUUUUCCCAUCACAUUGGCCUUAACAUAAAGCUCGGCUAAGCGUGGGUACUCAGGCCAUCUUGCGAUGGAUGUACCUGCCUUGCACAAUUGGGAAUGUACUGGGAAACUUGUAAAAAUCCUAUAAAUUAUAAUCUAUGGGCACCAUAGCAAUCUGGCGGUUUAAAAGGGCCACAUCAAAGCAAUUCAUCUAAAAAAAAGCAAUAUUGCUAAUAGACAUUUGUGUGCAUUGCGCACUUGUUUUUAUGUGCGCAAAUGUCAAAUUGCAAUGUUGCUUUUUUAGAUGAAUUGCUUCGAUGUGGCGUUUUUAACGCCCCUGGACAUAAAUUAUGGAUGCAAUCAGUCUUGUGGUGUAUACUUAAGUUAGUAAUAAGUCCGUUACACAGUGCCCGCGCGCCGCCUCGGCCCGCGCGGGUUCGGUUCUGCGCUUGGCGCACCAUGAAGCUUCCAGCAGUCUCUAGACGGUGACAAAUUGUGGUCUCCAUCUCCUGGAUUCAAAGGCAAACGGGCUACAAGCCUUACUUUCUAAAUGACUUCAAAAUGUUCUUUUUUAAAACCAUUUUAACCAACCAAAUAGCUUAUUUUUCAUAGAAAUCUCUUAAGACCGGUAUCGUUGCUAUGGUCAAAUAAUAGGAUAAGUAGUCGGGUGCCUUCAGACGGCCACAACAGAACCUAAUUUAUUUCUUUAUUUGGCACACCAACAGUUCCUACAAUAUAUUCACGCAUCAUAUACAUUUAAAUCAUUCUAUCUAAUUGCACAACUUUAAAGGUGAGCAAUGCAUUCAAAAGAACAAAGGAAAAGCAAAAAAAGUGUACAAAGUUCUAACCUAGAAAUCAGACCUUGAAUUUUAGCUUGACAGCUCUUAUAAGUAGUACCGCACAUCACAAUAUUUAGUCCUUUCAAAUUAACUUGAAAUUAAGUUGGUGUGGUACUGAUUCGACGCCGAUAGACACCCCACUUCAAGCCACGGGCCUGUGUAGGGUCAAGGGCCUAUAAAGAAUAUCCGGUGAAAGUCGGUUAAAGCUUUUUUGCAAGGUCAAAAGGCCUCCCCUUACUAAAGCCAAAGGGGUGUAAUUGCAUUAUUGAGGUUUUGUGAAUGUGUGCAUAUAGGCUGAUGAAUUUACUCGUAAGUUUAUAUCACUUCAAGGUAGGCAUUCAUCUUGAAAUCGUAUUUCCAUAAACAAUAUUUAAGUAGAAGUUUUAAAAAGCUAAUUAAUAUAAUAGUAAAAUGCAUACUCUUUUCCUAUUUUCUAUUUAAAUCUUGCUCAAAUUUUAUUGCCGGUGAAAAAAUAAUCAAAAAACAAGAUGGCCGCCAUACAAAGUGUAUUAUAUUUGCUCAAUCGUUAGAAGUAGUUGGGUCAGUUUCGAAGAGAUACAAGACACGCGAAGCUUUAGCAGCGAGCGCACCGCGCAACAUCUAGUUGGUUUAUAAAAUUAAUAACUAUUAAUUUGAAAAUAGAACAUUUUGAAGUCAGAUAAACAUUAGCUGCUCUAAAUCUUACAACUUUCCUCACACUUCAGUGUUGCCGGGUUUUACAAAAUUAAAAAUAUUUUUUUGCCAACUUGGACCAGGAAUGGGAGACCGUGUUAUAAGACUGAAGUAGACCGUAUUUUUUACGUUGCCCGCAGAGCGCGCCUCACAACCCCCCUAGCAAUAGACAGAGAUAUUUAAUAUACACUGCCCCUUCCUCCACAAUAUACAAUAGUCAAGAUUUGGGAGUCAAAGAGUGCUGUUUUCAAGGCAACAUAAAAUUUAUGUCUUCCUGUUGUUUAUUUAGGUAAACAUUGCAUGCUCGAGAGGGAUUAAAAAGGCCAAAUUGAAGCGAUUCGUCUAAAAAAGCAUUAUUGUUAUUUUCACUUUAUAAAAUUGCAAUAUUGCUGAUUUUAACAUGAAUUGCUUCAAUCAAUGUGGGCAUUUUAGAGCCUUAGGGUUUAUUAAAAUGUAAAAUAAGAAAUUUGAAAUGAUAUCUCGUAUUUUUUUUUUUUUUUUUUUUUUUCAAAUAAAUCGGUUAGGUAAUAAUGAAGAUAUUUCACACGCAAUUUUUGCCUAAACUCAACAAACAAGACAGACAAACCAAUUGUUUUAACAACAGCACUCUCUGCCUAACAAGUCUCCAUAGAUAUACACAAGUUGUACCAAUAAUUGUGAUAUUAUUUAAUAUUAUAAGCACAAUACAUGCUCUCUGCGGGAUGCGGUUUGCGUUUCGAGUCCCCUUCUAGACGACUGGGGUCGCUUGUCACUCCAUCAACACUUUUGAAUGAAUCUACAAAACUUUUCAAAAGUUGGAAACUAUUCUGACUAAUAUACAUUGAAAUAAUAUAGGAACUGGGCAAUACACAAUGUUAAGGCUGCGUUUCCAUUGACGCGGAGAUGUGCAGGAAUCGACCAAUCACCGUGAGGAAGACAGUGACAGAGCGUCUUCGUUUUUCGCUCUCUCGAACGCUGUGAUUGGUCAAAUCCGCACUUCUCCGCCCGUCUCCGCGUCAAUGGAAAUCCGGACUAAAGAAAAUCUGUCAUCUGUAAGUUUGGACUACUAUCUGACUA
Molecule: messenger RNA, 4353 nt
Organism: Pectinophora gossypiella (pink bollworm)
Lineage: Eukaryota; Metazoa; Arthropoda; Insecta; Lepidoptera; Gelechiidae
Gene: ytr
Product: U4/U6.U5 small nuclear ribonucleoprotein 27 kDa protein
Exons: 2
Coding region: 91-552 (153 amino acids)
Biological process (GO): RNA splicing
Cellular component (GO): precatalytic spliceosome
Source: RefSeq, a predicted model, not a curated record